Molecule: messenger RNA, 363 nt
Organism: Parnassius apollo (apollo)
Lineage: Eukaryota; Metazoa; Arthropoda; Insecta; Lepidoptera; Papilionidae
Source: the annotation of a GenBank genome assembly
UUGACUAAAAAAACUGAAAAUACAUCUGAUGAGCUUCUCAACACUAAAACAACAACCACAGAGUCUCUUGAUGAGGUGUUCGCAACUGUCAAGCAGGAGCGCGGCGUCACCUCGCUCGUCACCGCACUCAAGAAGGGUAAGCUCGAGGGCAGGCCCCUGGAGUUUUUGCCUCUGAACCGGCGUAGUGAAGAAGUGCUGGCCUCAUCGUCCGCAUCUCGCGGUCUCGCCGAACUGUUGCGGCUGCAUCGAGCGCAAGCCUCGCAGGAAGCCCGUCGAGAGCUGACCCAGGCGUUGCUUGACGAAUUAGCGGACGAGAAGCCUGUUCGCGACCCCAUACAAGAGCUGCGCGAUAUGGCCCAGUAG